AUGGUGAAAUAUGUGCAAUGUUAUCAUUCUGACAAUAACACUGACAUUCUGACAACAGCAAUUAUCAAUAAAACUAUAAUGACUUUUAUUUCAGUCUCUUUUAAACUGAUCAAAACUUCAAAGCAGCCGACUUUGCUACCAUGUCCGCAAGGCUGUGAAAAGUCAUCAGAAUUUUGGUUUUCAUGGAUUUCCAUAUCACUGUUGCUUUCCGGCAUUCUGAUCGCCAUCAUAACAAUUAAAACGCUUGAAGAGGAUCACAUAGAUCAAAAACACGCCUUAGUUGAAGAAAUAGUAAGAACUGAUAAACGCAGAAUAAACUGA
This is a messenger RNA of Loa loa (African eye worm), 321 nucleotides long. RefSeq lists its product as hypothetical. The transcript is spliced from 2 exons. Lineage: Eukaryota; Metazoa; Nematoda; Chromadorea; Rhabditida; Onchocercidae. Bases 1 to 321 code for a protein of 106 amino acids. The record is from RefSeq and is a predicted model, not a curated record.